Erythranthe guttata (spotted monkey flower) is the source of this 2172-nucleotide messenger RNA. RefSeq names its product pentatricopeptide repeat-containing protein DOT4, chloroplastic. Gene Ontology annotation, molecular function: protein binding; RNA binding. Lineage: Eukaryota; Viridiplantae; Streptophyta; Magnoliopsida; Lamiales; Phrymaceae. Gene Ontology annotation, biological process: RNA modification. The record is from RefSeq and is a predicted model, not a curated record.
AUGCGGCGGUUCAUAGGUACAGGCGGCGAUUUCCAUUCAUGGCCGUCGUUGAUCGACUCUCUCUCCUCUCUCCUCAAGAAAACUCCGACCAACUCCCAUCUACGCGACGCCACAAGAUUACACGCUCUCCUCCUCGUCGGAGGUAUCCUCAGCCCAAACGCCGCCGUAUCUGCCCACGUCGGUUCCCGCCUGGUGGAAGUCUACGCUCAUUUAGGCGAUUUGAAACAAGCCUUGCUCGUAUUCGGCAGAAUCCAUUGCACCCAAAACAUCGCCUGUAAUGCAAUUCUCCGAGUGUAUCUGGACUCAUCUCAGUUUUCUCAAGCAAUUCAUUUCUUCAAUCACUUGGUUUCCAAGCUGGGUUUUUUACCCGAUAACUACACGUGCCCUCUUGUCUUAAAGGCUUGUUCUGGACUGUGUUCACUCGAAGAUGGUAGAAAGGUGCUCGAUUUGAUCCGUUCCGCCGAGUUUCGUAACGACUUCAAGCCGAAUGCCUACACGAAAUGCGCUGCUAUAGAUAUGUUUGCGAAAUGCGGAAGCUUGAAUGAUGCCCGGAAGGUGUUCGAUGAUAUGUCUGAGAGGGAAAGGGACUUGGCUUCUUGGACUGCUAUAAUAUGUGGGACGAUUCACAUGGGGAAAGGGAUUGAAGCGCUGUAUUUGUUCAAUACGAUGAGACUUGAAGGCAAGCAGCCGGAUUCAGUUGUUAUGGCUGCUCUUCUUCCGGCUUGCGGACGAUUAGAAGCGAGAAAAACGGGAAUGUCUCUUCAAGGCUGUGCUCUGAAGAGUGGCUUCCUUCGCGAUUUGUUCGUUUCUAAUGCUCUCGUGGAUAUGUACUGUAAAUUUGGGGAUACCGAUGAAGCUUAUAGUGUGUUUUGUGGGAUGCUUUGUAAAGAUGAUGUUUCUUGGAGAACGUUAAUAGCUGGUUAUUCGCAGAAUUCUCAAUAUAAGAAGAGCUUGGAGCUCUACUUAGAGAUGAUAAACGUCGGUGUAAAACCUAGUGCGGUUGUUAUAGCAAGUGUUCUUCCUGCAAUCGGUAAGUUGAACUUGUCGGAACAGGGGAAAGUGAUGCACGGCUUUGUCCUAAAACGAGGAUUCGACUUUGAUGUUGUCGUUGCAAGUGCGCUGAUGGACAUGUACUCGAAUUGUGGCUUGAUUUCCGAAACGGGAAUUCUUUUAAGCUUAUGGUUGGAUUGGGACAUCAUGAUUUGGAACUCAGCGAUUUCAGGAUAUGCUAUUAGCGAAAAUCAAGAUUCGGCUCUCGGCGCCUUUCGGCAGAUGUGUAAAUCUAGAUUUAAACCGAAUUCCGUCACUUUGUUGAGCAUUAUCCCGAUAUGUACAAAAACAGGGGCACUUAAACACGGCAUAGAAGUUCAUUGCCAUGCGAUUAGAAACGGGCUCGUAACAUAUGUUUCGGUCAGCAAUUCUCUUAUCGACAUGUACUGUAAAUGUGGAUACCUUAGACUCGGACUAAAGCUCUUCGAUCACAUGAAGGAAAAAGAUAUCGUUUCUUACAACACACUUAUUUCCGCGUAUGGCUUCCACGGGUAUGGAAACAAAGCAUUACUCCUCUUCGACGAAAUGAAAUCUUUAUCGAUAACGCCUACUAAGUCAACUUUCAUCGGACUUUUGUCUGCUUGUAGUCACGCGGGUCUAGUUAACAACGGUUGGUCCAUUUACCGUUCGAUGAUUAACGAUUAUGGUAUAAACCCUAAUAUGGAACACUAUACAUGCAUGGUGGACAUGCUUGGUAGAGCGGGGCUUAUUACCGACGCGUGCAACUUCGUUAGAACGAUGCCUGAUGAACCGGAUUGUAAUGUACUAGGUUGUUUGCUUGCUGCUUGUCGGAAUCACAACGUGGAGGGCCCGGCGGAUCUUCUUGGUGACGAAAUUCUACAAGAUAAGUUUGGAGAUUCGGGAUACCAUGUACUAAUGUCCAAUAUAUAUGCGUCGGGUGAGAAAUGGAAAGAUGCGUCGAGGGCGAGAUCGUUGAUAAAGGAGAAGGGGUUGAGAAAAAAACCGGGGAAUAGUUGGAUACAGAUAGGUAAUUGCACUCAUGUAUUUGAUGCUAGAGAUACAUCACAUUUAGAGUUUUAUAAAAUAGAAGAAAUCUUGGAGAUGUUGUUUGCAGAGAUGAAGGGGUGUUGUGUGGUUGAUCCAUGUCUCUCUCUCCCUUAA